AUGUUAUUGCCAUUGACAAUUGUAUUGUCAGUGGUCCACUGUGUCCUCACCAUAGACCUUACCUACCAUGUGGAAGAAGAGAGAAGUCCAGGAACAUAUGUAGCAGACAUUGCUGCGGAUUCUAAACUUUUAGACAAUGUUAAACCAUCUGACCAACAUUUGAUAACAUUCAGUCAAUUCAAACGAAAGGUGGCACAGUUAUUUAAUAUCACCAAAACAGGUAAACUGUACACUGCUCAGACACUGGAUGCAGAAGAUCUCUGUACAUUCAACAAAGAAUGUUCUAGAACUGUGAAAGUUAUUAUAAAGAAAGUGGAUAGUUUCACAAAAAUAUUAAAAGUCAAAAUAGUGAUUGAAGACAUUAACGACCAUGAACCUGAGUUUCCUGAAAAACAAAUAAUUUUACAAUUUAGGGAAGGAGAUCGAGAAGCAAAGAAAUAUUUCGAAUUGGAUGAAAAGACUGGCAAAGUAUUUUUAUCUAGAAUUUCUAGUUUGAAUGAAAAAACAUCUUUUGAAUUAUUUAUAGAGGCCAGGGAUGGAGGUAACCCACCUCUCAGUUCUAUAGCAACUGUUUUAGUAAAUGUUAUCAACCAACACAACAAUCCUCCGUCUAUUGAUAUUGAUUAUGUUAAUGCAAUCAAUGACAACACAGGUACGAUUUCUGAAAAGAUCAAAGUCGGUAGUUUCAUUGCUUAUGUGAUGGUCACUGACAAUGAUGUGGGACAAAAUGGAGAGGUCAGCUGUGAUAUCAAACAUGAUACAUUCAAACUACAGUCAAUGGGAUCUAAAGAAUAUAAAAUCAUUCUAAACAAACCAGUGGACAGAGAAACACAAGGACACUAUAACAUUCCUGUCUCCUGUCAAGAUAAAGGAUUACCUCCUCUGAAAAGUAUUAAAACCCUCUCUAUCCAAGUGACGGACAUCAAUGAUGUACAACCACAGUUUACCAAAGAUACAUUCCAAUUCAAAUACUGUCAACCUGUUGUGGUGACAUCAAGUGAUGAUGCUGUGGAAGAUAAUGCUACUAUGGUUUGUAACUAUACAUCAGAUACAAUGUCAUCUAAGAGAAGUGGUAGACAAGGAGACCUGAAACAUUAUGAAGAAAUACCAGGAAUAUCAGAUCAAAAUAUUUAUAAAAAUAACGGUACAUCUACUUCAAAAGAUUUCAGUGAAGAAACACCUGUGAAACAUAAAUACUGUCAACCUGUUGUGGUGACAUCAAGUGAUGAUGCUGUGGAAGAUAAUGCUGCUAUGGUUUGUAACUAUACAUCAGAUACAAUGUCAUCUAAGAGAAGUGGUAGACAAGGAGACCUGAAACAUUAUGAAGAAAUACCAGGAGUAUCAGAAUCAUUUACAUCUUGCAGAUCAAUUAAAGAUGAGCAGCAAUGA
Octopus bimaculoides (California two-spot octopus) is the source of this 1389-nucleotide messenger RNA. Its product is annotated as protocadherin beta-15. Gene Ontology annotation, molecular function: calcium ion binding. The record is from RefSeq and is a predicted model, not a curated record. Gene Ontology annotation, cellular component: plasma membrane. Gene Ontology annotation, biological process: homophilic cell-cell adhesion. Lineage: Eukaryota; Metazoa; Mollusca; Cephalopoda; Octopoda; Octopodidae.